Messenger RNA from Gracilinanus agilis (Agile Gracile Mouse Opossum), 951 nucleotides. RefSeq names its product olfactory receptor 11A1-like. The transcript has a single exon. The coding region runs from base 1 to 951 and encodes 316 amino acids. Gene Ontology annotation, biological process: G protein-coupled receptor signaling pathway. Gene Ontology annotation, molecular function: olfactory receptor activity; G protein-coupled receptor activity. Gene Ontology annotation, cellular component: membrane. The record is from RefSeq and is a predicted model, not a curated record. Lineage: Eukaryota; Metazoa; Chordata; Mammalia; Didelphimorphia; Didelphidae.
AUGGCCAGUCCUCCCCGGGAGAAUCAAACAGUCAUUGUGGAAUUUGUGCUUCUGGGAUUUUCUACCAUUUGGCAGCUGAAUAUUGCCCUUUUCACCACCUUUUUAGCUUCGUACAUCUUCACAGUCACUGGGAACGGCCUCAUCGUUCUCCUCGUUGUGCUCGACCACCACCUUCACAUCCCCAUGUAUUUUUUCCUGGUCAACCUUUCCUUCCUGGAGAUCGGCUACACCUCUAACAUCAUCCCAAGAAUGCUGGCAAGUAUAUUAGCCGGGCAGAAAACCAUGUCGAUGGCCAGCUGCCUCACACAAUUCUAUCUCUUCGGAUCCCUGGCGGCCACAGAAUGUCUUUUGUUGGCUGCGAUGUCCUACGACCGCUAUUUAGCCAUCUGCCAGCCUCUUCGCUACACUGUUCUCAUGAAGGGCCAGGUCUGCGUUGGCCUGGCCGCCAGCUCCUGGCUGGCCUGCUUCCUUCUCACAGCACCGACCAUCGUCCUCCUGUCCAGGCUGACCUUCUGCGGGCCCAAUGAAAUCGAUCAUUUCUUCUGUGAUUUUACUCCUCUCGUCCGACUCUCCUGCACAGACACCUCACUGAUGGAGACCAUCGCCUUUGCUACCUCUUCUGCUGUGACUCUGGUCCCCUUUCUCCUCAUCACAGCUUCCUAUGCCUGCAUCCUCACCACCAUCCUGAGGAUCCCCUCCGGGGCUGGCCGCCGCAAGGCCUUCUCUACCUGCUCCUCACACUUCACCGUGGUCACCAUGUUCUAUGGGACACUGAUUGCCACCUACCUCGCGCCCUCGGCUCAUUCAUCCCGCUUUCUGCGCAAAGUGUUUGCUCUGCUCUACACCAUCCUGACCCCCAUGUUCAAUCCCAUCAUCUAUAGCUUAAGGAAUAGAGACAUCCAUGAGGCCCUCAAGAGAUAUUUGAGCAGAAAGACAGUUCUUUUCCAGUGA